AGCACAGAAUUGAAUUGAAUUGAAAGAGAGAGGGGGGGAGAAAAUGACGAAGGAUGUUGAGGUAGCAGAGCAAGGGCAAGGAGGAGAGUACAGUGCAAAAGACUAUAAUGACCCUCCACCGGCACCAUUGAUAGACUUUGAGGAGCUGAAAAAGUGGUCUUUGUACAGAGCAGUGAUUGCUGAGUUCGUAGCAACGCUUCUAUUCCUUUAUAUAACGGUUUUGACCAUCAUAGGUUACAAGCACCAGACGGACCCAAACGUUGCUGGUACCAAUCAGUGUGACGGCGUUGGAAUCUUGGGUAUUGCAUGGGCCUUUGGUGGCAUGAUCUUCAUCCUUGUUUACUGCACGGCAGGAAUCUCUGGUGGACAUAUCAACCCGGCGGUGACAUUCGGGUUGUUCGUGGGGCAGAAACUGUCACUAAUAAGGGCACUGCUGUACAUGAUUGGGCAAUGCGCCGGUGCCAUCUGCGGUGCCGGACUUGCCAAGGGGUUUCAGAAAUCGUUCUACAACAGAUACGGUGGUGGUGCCAACACCGUCAGCCACGGGUAUAACAAAGGCACUGCUCUAGGUGCUGAGAUUAUCGGCACCUUCGUCCUUGUGUACACCGUGUUCUCUGCCACUGAUCCGAAGAGGAACGCCAGGGACUCCCAUGUUCCAGUGUUGGCACCACUCCCCAUUGGAUUCGCCGUCUUCAUGGUUCACUUGGCCACUAUCCCUAUCACUGGUACUGGAAUUAACCCUGCAAGGAGUUUUGGACCCGCUGUUAUCUUCAACAAUGAUAAAGCUUGGGAUGACCAGUGGAUUUACUGGGUUGGACCCUUCGUUGGAGCAGCAGCAGCAGCGAUCUACCACCAACACAUUCUUAGAGCAGCAGCAAUCAAAGCUCUUGGAUCCUUCAGGAGCAACGCUUAAUCAAAAUCACACCUUAGUUUACUAUUUCUCAGACACAUCUUUAACUUCAAUAAUUAUUAUGGUUAAACUCUAUUAUGAGGUUAUGGCUAGUGUCUAUCUUCUUCCCAGUUAUCCCAUAUGCUGUGUAUGGGACCCUCUUCUUGUGUGUUUUGGCUUUCUUCCAUUUCAAGCUUAGCUGUGUGGUGGGUUUGAGGGCAAAACAGGCCAAAACAAAAUGUGGGGUCACAUCAAAAUUGUAGAUAAGCACGCAUGCUUUUGUGUUCUAAGGGUGUAUUUUCUAUCCCCUUUUGUCCUUUCUUUCUUUUUUUUUUUUCUUCAUGUUUUCUUCAUCAUUACGUGUUGCCUUCUGUAUUAUGAUCCUGUGCAUUAUCCUCAUUAUUAAGUUAUUUUUCACUCUUUUUCGUCA
Messenger RNA from Arachis stenosperma, 1319 nucleotides. RefSeq names its product aquaporin PIP2-7. Bases 44 to 913 code for a protein of 289 amino acids. Gene Ontology annotation, biological process: transmembrane transport. Lineage: Eukaryota; Viridiplantae; Streptophyta; Magnoliopsida; Fabales; Fabaceae. The record is from RefSeq and is a predicted model, not a curated record. Gene Ontology annotation, molecular function: water channel activity. The transcript has 3 exons. Gene Ontology annotation, cellular component: plasma membrane.